Ostreococcus tauri is the source of this 867-nucleotide messenger RNA. Its product is annotated as Cyclin-like. The record is from RefSeq and is a predicted model, not a curated record. Lineage: Eukaryota; Viridiplantae; Chlorophyta; Mamiellophyceae; Mamiellales; Bathycoccaceae. The transcript has a single exon. Gene Ontology annotation, molecular function: cyclin-dependent protein serine/threonine kinase regulator activity. The coding region runs from base 1 to 867 and encodes 288 amino acids. Gene Ontology annotation, biological process: regulation of transcription by RNA polymerase II. Gene Ontology annotation, cellular component: nucleus.
AUGACGACGUCGACGUCCGCGCGUCGUCGCGCCGAUUGCCGAAAACUCCUGCGGUUGACGUGCGAGAUCUUAAACCUCCCGAUCGACACGUGCGCGUGCGCUGUGACGCUCGCUGAGAAACUCUACAAAAAAGUCGAUGCCGAGGAAGAGACGCCGUCGACGAGCGACGCGCGGGCGGAGCGGUACGCGGCGGACAUUGUGUGCAUGACGUGUACGUUUUUAGCGUGUAAGCUCGAAGAGAGCGUGGUCGGGAUGUCGGAUUGCGCGAACGCGUGCGCGAACGCGGCGCACACGCUCGAGCGUUGCGGCCUCGGCGUCGAGCAGAGGGCGGUGAUCGAAGUCAGUGAGGAGGAGAAGCGGGAGUCGAGAGAGGGCGCGAGAUUAGCGGGGUACGGUGAGGACGAAGGCGUGGAGGUUGGGGCCGAGUGGGUAAUUGUAGGGGGGCGGUAUCGCGCGUACAAGGCGCGCGCGCUCGAGCUCGAGUCGGAGGUUUUGCGGGCGGUGAAUUACGAGCUCAACUUCGAUAAACCGCACGCCGUGGCGUUGCAUUUGGUGCGUCUGAUCGAGGGUGGGAGCGAUCUAGCGCAAGCGACGAUCACGGUGCUCAUGGAUGCACUUUUUGAGAUUGACGGUUUGACAACUGGACGAGCGGACGAAGCAACGCUCGCUGCAGCGGCUGUGCGCUAUGCGAGCAAGAUAUUGGAUUGUGAGCGCACGUUGAGGCGUUCCAAGGACGGACGCGUAUGGUGGGACGCGUUAGGGUUCGAUUCGGUGUCAAUGGACGAAGUCGAGGCCAUGGUGAUGCACGGCGUUUGCGAAAGAGAGCGUGUGGUGGCAAAAUUGUUUACAACAGAACAGAACGCAUGA